CAAGCCUCAUGGUCCGAGACGGCCACGGCCGCGAACACUGGAGAAAAACCCAUAUCGACAUUGACCGCCACAUCAUCAUCAUCGACGAACCCAUCGGAGACUCCUCAGCCCACGACGAAGAGUCCCUGAAUGACUACGUCUCAGAUCUGGCAGUCUCGUCGCCUCUCAACACCGACAAACCUCUCUGGGAGGUACACUUGUUGAGACCCUAUAACUGUAUUUUGUUUCGAAUCCAUCACGCUUUGGGAGAUGGGAUUUCUCUCAUGUCGAUGCUUUUGGCGUGUUGUCGGAGAGCCGAUGAUCCGGAUCGGAGGCCGACGAUUGAGUCUGUGGGGGCUUCGAAGGAGAGGGGAGAGAGGGAGAGGAGGUGGAAUAGAGUGGUGGAGAGGGGUGUGAAGGCGGUGUGGUUGACGGUGGUGUUUGUGGUGGAAUUUGUGAUGAGGAGUUUGUGGGUGAGAGAUAGGAGGACCGCCGUGAGCGGCGGUGCGGGGGUGGAGCUCUGGCCGAGGAAGCUUGCCACGGCCAAGUUUUUGCUGGACGAUAUGAAAGCGGUGAAAAAUGCUGUGGCUGACGCGACCAUUAAUGAUGUGCUUUUCGGGGUUAUUUCAUCUGGGCUAUCAAGAUAUUUGGAUAUCCGAUCACCAAAAGCUUUGCAAGAUGGGCUUCAAUUGACCGGCUUAGCCAUGGUUAAUUUGAGGAAACAACCAGGAUUACAGGAUCUCUCCAAAUUGAUGGACGGCAAUUCUAGUGUACAGUGGGGUAACAAAUUCGGUAUGAUGCUCUUACCUAUUUAUUAUCAUCAAGGCGGCGCUGAUCCUCUACAAUAUGUAGAAAGAUCUAAGGCAAUGAUUGACCGGAAAAAACUAUCUUUAGAGGCUCACUUCUCAUACAAAAUAGGGAAUUUUGUGAUGUCCUGUUUCGGAGCAAAGCUUGCGAGCUGGCUUAAUUACAGGAUUGUAUGUAACACAACCUUUACAAUCUCGAAUGUGAUUGGCCCACGAGAGGAGAUUACUGUGGUGGGCAAUCCUGUAACUUACAUGAGGGUGACCAACACUAGCCUUCCCCAUGCAAUCACAAUGCACAUGAUGAGUUAUGCAGGAAGAGCUGACAUGCAAAUCAUGGUAGCCAAAGACAUUAUACCUGAUCCUGAAGUUGUAGCCAAGUGUUUUGAAGAUGCCCUCCUCGAUAUGAAGCAAGCUGCUGAGAAGGCUGCUGCAUCGAAAUCAUGAACUAAGUCAUCGUGCAUGUUGGAUAAAUUUUACCUUUGGAAUCGAUCUGUUUUGAAGAAGAUGAUUCGCUUUACAUCAAAGAAGAGAGUUAAAUUUAGACUACCUCCAAAUUUGUACAAAAAAAAUGUAGUAGAACCAAAGAUAGAAGCUAGUCAGGAACUUGAAUUGAGUCCUGUGUCACUGUCACGUACCGACUCAUUAGGGAUGCGAGUUCUACACCAAGCACCUUGUAAGCGCAUUAAUUUGUGAACAGUAAGGCAGGCAGGGUAGAUCCCUAUCGCAUUUCCUGAGCUGGUCCGUAGGCAUAAUUCACGGGAUAUGUAGUACCACUCGUGGAAUUGGUUUCUCGAGAGGAUGACAAGCGCCGAAUCCAUAACACCUGACUGUGAACCACACUUACUUCUACGGACACUUUUCAGAUACUCGGAGAAUAUGUAUAUUUUUUAAAUGCAUCCAAUACUUGAUGUUAAUUUUGAGAUGUAUUGGAUAGUUUUCGACACGCUAGGUUAGCUUAUCCAAAAUAUUGCGAAAUUGAAAUUGUAAUAAUUUUUGCAUAUUAUUAGACUAUAAUUGUUAGAAUAAAUAGAAGAAUACUUUUUCAAUA
Messenger RNA from Camellia sinensis, 1833 nucleotides. Its product is annotated as wax ester synthase/diacylglycerol acyltransferase 6. Gene Ontology annotation, biological process: triglyceride biosynthetic process. Gene Ontology annotation, molecular function: diacylglycerol O-acyltransferase activity. The record is from RefSeq and is a predicted model, not a curated record. Gene Ontology annotation, cellular component: plasma membrane. NCBI's taxonomy places the organism in Eukaryota, Viridiplantae, Streptophyta, Magnoliopsida, Ericales, Theaceae.